AUGGGUGAUUUGACCUUAAUAUGCCGUGCUAGUGACGGUCUCCCACUAGUAGAGAUGUGGGAAGACCGCCUAACUCCUGAUUCGAUUGACAAAAACUCCAGCGACCCAUCCAAGAUAACGCAAGCUGUUAAAAUUAACGCCCGUACGAUUUGCCGAACACUGCCACAGAAUCCAAUGAAGUGCUCUGUCACAGAAGGAAACAUGUGUUAUCACUAUAUUGUGGAGGAUGGAGUUGCUUACAUGACGGUAACACCAAUAUCCUAUCCCAAAAAGCUUGCGUUCCUCUACCUUGCGGACUUGUGCACUGCUUUUUCAAAAGAACUCUCUGUUCAACUAGGUUCGUCGUCAUUGGCUGAAACUAUCAGCACAAUCGCAAAGCCUUACAGCUUCAUGAGUUUUGAUCGCACAAUUCACAAAAUCAAGGCCAACUUCAAGGACCCAAACUCUAGCAAAGCAUUGAACAUGAUCAACAAUAGCCUUAACGAGGUCACAAAUAUUAUGCGCCGCAACAUAGAUGAGAUAUUACAUCGUGGAGAAAACUUGGAUGACAUCGGCCGUAUGGCAUACGGGCUAAAAGCUGAAACGCUCAAGUUUAAAACAUCGUCAAAGAUCCUUGCACGGCAAGGUCUGCUGGAGAAGUAUAUGGUGUACGUUCUAGUCGCCAUUUUCAUUCUCGUAUGUCUCUAUUUCGCAUUCAGGAGCCCAAAGAAAGCCUACUGA
Babesia sp. Xinjiang is the source of this 720-nucleotide messenger RNA. It is a transcript of the gene sec22ba, whose product is annotated as Vesicle-trafficking protein SEC22b-A. The record is from RefSeq and is a predicted model, not a curated record. Gene Ontology annotation, molecular function: SNAP receptor activity. The transcript is spliced from 3 exons. NCBI's taxonomy places the organism in Eukaryota, Apicomplexa, Aconoidasida, Piroplasmida, Babesiidae. Bases 1 to 720 code for a protein of 239 amino acids. Gene Ontology annotation, biological process: retrograde vesicle-mediated transport, Golgi to endoplasmic reticulum; vesicle fusion with Golgi apparatus; endoplasmic reticulum to Golgi vesicle-mediated transport. Gene Ontology annotation, cellular component: endoplasmic reticulum-Golgi intermediate compartment; ER to Golgi transport vesicle membrane; Golgi membrane.